UGAAGCAAAGCCCAAAUUUUAAUUAGGUAUUCACCCGCAAAACAACGCAGCGCCUCCCUCAUCUCACUUCCGCCUUUCGCCUUUCGCCUUUCUCCUUUCUCCUUUCUCCCUUCUCGCCGAUCGCCGGUGCUCUCUCUCGGCCGCUCGCUGGUACUCUCUCUCUCUCUCUCUCUACGUCUCUUGAGCUUUGGUAUGUUUCAAUUAGUCUUUUUCCAUCCUCCCUUCCCUUCCCUUCCCUUUUUCAACGGUCACUCGUGGUGCCAACCCCCUGCUAUCCCUCUCUCUCUCUCUCUAUAUAUAUAUAUAUAUAGAUAUAAUACAAUACUGGUGAGUACAUAUAUUCGAACCAAAUCCGAACGAUUGUUAGUCUGAAAGAUGAGAAAGAAGCCGAGAACGAACCUCGACAUUGCGGUUGUUGAUGUUUGGCAACGAGAGUGAGAUGGGGGCCAAAGCAAAGAAAGUGGUGAUGAAGAAAUUAAAAAAAAGUUCAUCCCAAAAAUCUGCUGCAGGUGUCAAAGAUGGAUCUGCUGAUUUUUUGCCAUUAGAGGGCGGUCCUGGCCAUAAGCUUCCCAAAAGUGAAACACUGGAAAAUAAAGCUACAGUGCUCUAUAUUGGUCGAAUUCCACACGGGUUUUAUGAGCAUGAAAUGGAAGACAGGAAAAUCGAAGCACUUUGGCUUCAUUGAAUUUGAGUCUCCUGAGGUUGCAAAAAUUGUAUCUGAAUGUAUGCACAAUUAUCUUAUGUUUGAGCACAUGUUGCAAGUCCACCUUAUUCCUCCUGAGCGUAUUCAUCCAAAAUUGUGGAAAGGCGCUAGCCGAUGGCACAAGCCAUUGGACUGGGUUCAAAUUGAAAGGAAGCGACAGAACAAGGAAAGAACAUUGGAAGAGCACAAGAAGUUGGUGGGAGAAAUCCUAAAACGUGACCAAAAAAAGCGAAAGAAGAUUGAAACUACUGGUAUUGAUUAUGAGUGCCCUGAAAUUGUGGGAAGCAACCAGCCUGCUUCGAAGAAGAUUAGGUUCGAGGAAGACUAAAUCUAUCGGGGUGGACAAAAAGUAUGUCGUGUUUCUUUACUCAAUGUUUCCAGUUCGUAGUUGCAGUUUUGCUUACAAAUCCAUAAGAAUAUUAAUUUUCUUUCCUUUUCCCUUCCAAGUUUAUGAUGAUGAACAUGGGAUAGGAAAAAAAUGCACAAGUAACUGUGUUAGGUUCAGAAGUUUUGUAUUUGCACUGGUUAUGCAGGAAUUUGAUGGCUUUUUUGGAUCUCCAAAUGCCGUGCACCAGUUCGAAGCUGAUAUCAACGGCCUGCCUAUUUUAUUUUUAUUUUUGCUGUCUAAUGUUUUGGUUGUACUAACAAUCCUCAUCAAUUUUGUUGCAAGGAGAAUGGAAGUCGUUGAUGUUAAAAUUUUAGUUUGUUGACGUUCACCAAGGGGUCAGCAGCUUUUUGAUGACUGUUGAAACUUGUGUCUGUGAAAAUCUGUAUAUCCUCGUCUCUCUUUUUGUCCCUGCCCUUCCUCCUCUGCUCCUCUAUUGAACCUUGUCUAAUGCUCUGCUUUGAGUGGUGACAUCAAUGUUCAUAUAAGCAUUCAAUCGUC
Molecule: messenger RNA, 1589 nt
Organism: Camellia sinensis
Lineage: Eukaryota; Viridiplantae; Streptophyta; Magnoliopsida; Ericales; Theaceae
Source: RefSeq, a predicted model, not a curated record